This is a messenger RNA of Diaporthe amygdali, 3195 nucleotides long. RefSeq names its product ankyrin repeat protein nuc-2. The record is from RefSeq and is a predicted model, not a curated record. The transcript is spliced from 9 exons. Gene Ontology annotation, molecular function: glycerophosphocholine phosphodiesterase activity; aspartic-type endopeptidase activity; protein binding. Lineage: Eukaryota; Fungi; Ascomycota; Sordariomycetes; Diaporthales; Diaporthaceae. Gene Ontology annotation, biological process: proteolysis; glycerophospholipid catabolic process. Bases 1 to 3195 code for a protein of 1064 amino acids.
AUGAGUCAACAGGGAGAAUCCGCGCAGCAGUUCAAGACAUAUUUCGUAUUGGAGACUAUUGGUACUGCAAUCCCGAUUGGCAAGGAGGAAGCCCAGCCUGUGGCCUCUCCAGGUCGGCGGCUACAACCUCGCACUAUGAAGUUUGGCAAGCAGAUUCAGAAGCGCCAGCUUGAAGUUCCUGAGUACGCUGCCAAUUUUGUCAACUACAAAGCACUAAAAAAGCUCAUAAAAAAGCUCUCCGCAACUCCGACGCUCCAGGCCCAGAAUGACCACCUUCAUCCCGCCCCUACAAUAGAUUCUCAGGCUGCCUUGCAGGCGAACAAGGCCACGUUUUUCUUCCAGCUGGUAGACCAGGAACGAGAGCUCGAGAAAGUCAACGCAUUCUAUCUUCAAAAAGAGGCAGAGCUCAAAAUUCGGCUUAAGACGCUCCUGGACAAGAAGAAGGUACUUCAGUCCCGCCAUGGCAUAUCAAGGCGGUCGGCCAAGUUUACGACCCUCCAAGAGGGCUUCCAACAAUUUGCGAAUGAUCUCAAUAAGCUGCAACAGUUUGUCGACAUAAAUGGGACGGCAUUCUCGAAAAUAUUGAAGAAAUGGGACAAGACUUCCAAGUCAAAGACCAAGGAGCUUUACCUCUCCAGGGCUGUGGAGGUUCAGCCUUUCUUCAACCCAACAGUCAUCAGUGAACUCUCUGAUCAGGUCACAACGAGCCUGCAGGAGCUUGGAGCAUGGGCAGAUGGGGACCACAUCAGCUUUGAGGGACAAGGGCGCCCAGACCAUAUUGUGAGCAGCCAUCACCUCCUGGGCACCGAAGAGGGAGAUGCGGACACUGUUCUCCUCGAGACGGUCAUUUCGGGGAAUCUGGACUCUUUGAGAGACCUCCUAGGGCGUAUGAGAGCAGCAGUGGAGCCGAACUCAACAAUGGACCUGUCUUUGAUGGAGAGGAUCACCAGAACCUUCCUGGCGUCCAUCAACGAAGCUCCACAGGAAUCCCUUCAGCUUCUGCUCGACACAGGCUUGGUGGAUAUCCAGUCAGAAGAUGACAUAAAUGAGCGGAAUUGUUUGCACCAAGCAACUAUAUACGGCAACUCCUUUGUGUUGAACCUAGCGUUGGAAAAAGGAGUUGCCGUCAAUCGAACGGACGUAUAUGGUCGGGUGCCGUUGCACUAUGCCAUUGAUGCCGACACCAUCAAUCUCAUCGAUCACGACAAUUUCCGGCCGUUGGUACAUGCGAUCAUACACAAUAAUUUGGACUGUGUCCAGAUGCUUGUGGAGAAAGGGGCACGGUUGAAUUCGAUCUCAGAGACUGACCAUGCUCCUCUCAAUCUGGCGUGCAAACAUGGUUCAUACGCCAUCGUCGAGCUGCUUCUGACCAAAGGCGCCCAGAUCCUGCCUGAUGCCGAGGGUCUCUAUCCUCAGCAUCUCGUAGCCAGGUCUGCCAGGAACGCCGAUCUGCUGAGCCUCCUGAAGCAUUUUGGAGCCGACUUAGAUCAGAUUGACAAGCUGUAUGGAUGGACACCACUCGUACAUGCUGCCAGUGAGGGAAAUGUUCCCUGCUUACGAGCGCUGUUGGACGAAGGCGUCGACGCGAAUAUUCUUGACGAGAAAGACCUUUCAGCAUUGUACUACGCAGCAUGGGAGGGUCAUCUGGAGUGCAUGAAUCUACUAAUUUCUCUGCAAAGUAUUUCUAAAAAAGAAUCGAGCCCCAGGACGACCCAAGUAUUGCCGCCGUCAUUGGGCCCGAUGGCUCAGAGUCAUGACUCUGAAAUCAUGUCACUCGAUCCAGAUGGAAUUCCAGACCUCGAACUACCGCCACCCAUCAUCCCACUGCGCAGAUACGGACACAACUUCCUGGACACCAAGACCGUCGUACAGAUUAACUUCGGUGCGGAUGCUGAACAACCACUCGUUUUCUUCCACGACGGCAAAUAUCCCGCCGCUCGGUUGACCAUUUCGUCCAAGGCUUCAGACUUCAUCCCCAAAAAUAUCAUCCUUCCAUUCACAGAAGAUACCCGUCUUGUUUCUUUCCAGGUCGACAAUCUUGAUGCUUUCACAUUGGACUUCGACGUGUUUCCGACAUACGGAGCCAAGGUCAUCGCUAAGACGGUGGCUUUGCCAAAUACCUUCCGUGCCUCAUUGAGCAGUUCCGGUAGCUGCUGUCUCCCCCUGUUCGAUCCUCGACUUCGCGCGAUCGGUCAAAUCAGUUUCAAUACGCAGGUCAUCAAACCUUUCCAGGGCAAGCCCCUCGAAAUCACCGAUUUCGAGACAUACUGGAAGGCGACCAGGCAAUUUGACCGCCAUAUCAGCAGCUUUGUUACUGGGUCGAGCCUUGUUGGUGACUUUGUGAGACUCUACGUGCAGCAGACAAAGGACGGCGUUGCGAUUCUAUGGCCUACAAGGACAGUGGACAUGGGUACAGAAGGGAUGGCCGUUCCCCUAUCAUGGGUGACGCAUUCGCAAUUCGAGCAGAUGGCUCGCAUUUCACCUUCCAGAAAGGCACUCGCAGCGGGCAAUCUCAGCCAACAGACUGAGCUCCACGAAAUUCACCGCCUAUUCGCAUCAGCGGGGCUCACUCUCGCCGAGGCACUGGACAUGCUGCCGCCAAGCGUGAAUGUCAACUUGCACUUCAUCUACCAGAUAGCCGAAGACCACGCCCACCCACAGCCCCAAGAGUCUAACAGCCGUGGCUUAAACAGCUUUGUUGACUCGGUCCUGGGGAUCGUGUUUGACCACGCGCGUGUGCAGCGUGCACAGUCCCAGCAGAGUGGCGGCAGCGCGGCCGUCCGGUCCGUCGUGUUCAGCUCGUACAGCCCUAGCGUUUGCACCGCGCUCAAUUGGAAGCAGCCGAACUUCCCCGUGUUCAUGUGCAAUGACCUCGGCCGCGAGGAGGUCUCGAUGGCGCCCCCGCAGAUGAUCGCCGCGGCAGUGAAUCAUGGCCGUCGGUCCAGUUCGAUCAAGGAGGUAGUCCGAACUGCGCAAGGCAACAACUUCAUGGGGUUGGUGGUUGCUUCAAGGCUCCUGAAAAUGGUACCGGCGCUGGUGGACGCUAUCAAGGCUCAAGGGCUCGCCCUCGUAGUCGACAAAUCCUCGGAGGCCGGACCGCUCUCUAACCCACCCCCUGAAAAGCAGCCCCCGGGCGUUGAUGGCGUUUUCAAGUACACUGGCGUCCUGAGAUUCACCGAUUCGAUAGACAUGUAA